CAGGCUUGUAGCGUCAGUCCAGCUCAGUUCAGUACGUGAAACUUGGCAUGCUCGCAUUUUGUGGGAAGAAAACACAGAGAGGGGGGUUUGCCUUUGCUUUUUUAUCACAUGCAGAAGAGUUUUCAAACUAGGAUCUGUCGAGCGAUGAGGACUCUAAUCUACAUCCACCACGGAAAAGCAGGAGGGCUGGGCGUCACUUAUUUGACGGUCUGACGCCGUGGGCUUUGUUCAAAAGUUACCAGAACAUAAAGGCAAAACUGCUUUUUGUGUCACAGAUGCAACACAGAGUGGAUUUCUGAUUUAAUGAAACAUGAUUUUGAGGAAAAUACAACCAGGAUCCUGCAGAGCAUGGCUGUCUCGGGUUUCCUUAAGGCAGGAGCUGUGUUUCUCCUCCUCCGUGCCCUCCCAGCCUGUGCCCCCUUUGGCCCAGACCCUGCAGGGCUACCUGAGGGCCCUGGAGCCCCUGCUGCCCCCAGAAGAGCUCAGCCACACCCAGAAGAUGGUGCAGGAGUUCGGCAGGCCGGGCGGCCUCGGUGCACACCUGCAGAAGGGGCUGGAGAGGAGAGCCAAACACACCAAGAACUGGAUCACACCCUGGUGGGUGCAGUGGGCAUACUUGGAGAGCAGACAGCCGCUGCCUGUGCACUCAAGCCCGGCCAUUUCUCUGCCGAGGAGGGAUUAUAAUGGCUGGAGGAGCCAGCUAGUGUUUGCUUCCAAACUCAUAGCGGCAGUUCUGGACUUCAAGGCCAAAAUCAACAGCGGCCAGCUGCCGGUCGAGUACGUGCGAGGGAACCCUCUCUGCAUGGAGCUCUACCCGCUUCUCUUCUCCUCCUGCAGGAUCCCCGGUCCCAAACACGACCACAUCGCCUACCACGGCCUCUCCCGACGCUCGCCGACACACAUCACAGUUGUCAGGAACUACCAGUUCUUCCAGCUGGAGGUUUACAACAGUGACGGCUCUCGGAUGACGGAAAGUCAGAUCCACAGCCAGCUGCUGAGGAUCAGGUCUCAGUCCUGGAAGACGGACAAAGAGCCGAUGGGCAUCCUGACCAGUGAGCACCGUCACACGUGGGGAGAGGCCUACAACCGCCUGCUGAGAGAUAAACUGAACAAGGAAUCAGUGCGGCUGAUAGAGACGGGACUUUUCUCCUUGUGUCUGGAUUCUCCAGUCAUGAGGAUAUCAGAUGAGAAGUACGCCAGCCGCAAGGCAGCACAGGUUCUGCAUGGAGGCGGGACGUUCUCCAACAGUGGCAACCGCUGGUUUGAUAAAACGCUGCAGUUUGUGGUGGGUGAGGACGGCUCGUGGGGUCUUCUGUAUGAACAAGCCAUAGCUGAGGGUCCACCAAUAGCAACGCUGCUGGAUCACAUCCUGGAGUACUGUGAGAAACCAGACCCAAAGAGAGCGCCGCUGAUCCCUCUACCGAUGCCCAAGAAGCUUUACUUUCACAUAGACCGAGACAUUAAGAGGGACAUCGAGCACGCCAAGCAGAACCUCGAUAUACUGAUCAACGACCUCGAUGUGAAUGUGUUCAACUUCAAGAGGUUUGGCAAGGACCUUCCCAAGCAGCACAACAUGAGUCCGAACGCCUUCAUCCAGGUCGCUCUGCAGCUCGCCUACUACAGAGUUCACAAUGAAGUCUGUGCUUCCUGUGAUAUUAUCUCUCAGCGGAUGUUCCGAGGUGGGAGGACAGAAUAUAUCCGCUCGCCCACAAAUCAGACGCUCAAGUUCAUUCUUGCUUUUGCUGAUCCAUCUGUAUCGCGGGAGGCAAAGCUACAACUGUUCAGAGAAGCUGUUGAUACUUAUGCAGCUCUGACUGAUCAGACGCUUAAAGGACACGGCAUUGACCGCCACCUUCUGGGACUCAAGCUACAGGCCAUCGAGGAAGGACUCAGCAUUCCCAAAAUCUUCAUGGAUACAGCUUACGGCCUGGCAACGCACUGGAAACUCCGAACAGGGCAGGUGCCUGCCAACACGGACAGCGUGAUGUGUUUCGGGCCCCUCGUUCCCGACGGUUAUGCCAUUUGUUACAACCCCCAGGCCGACCACGUCCACUUCUCCAUCACCGCUUUCAACUGCUGCGAGGAGACGCAUGCAGAGACAAUAGCGGUCACGCUGAAGGACACCUUGUGUCAGCUGCAGGAACUACUGCAGCCUACUGUGUAGAGCUGCUCCUCUCCAAUAGGAUAUAGCCACUCUUCUACACCAAACACCAACAUUUUGUAGUCUUGAUGAGGCUUUUUUUUGACCUGUGGAUAUGUUUUUGGGCACGCUUUACUAGAGCUGUUAAAUCUGAGACAGUACUAAAGACAUGAUGUCUCUAAGGGCCUUUUGAUGCUUUUUUUUAAAGCUUUAAAUGAAGCAAUAAGUCACUUUCCAUUUCUAGCAAGAGCUGUGCAAGCAAGCCGCGUUAUGCAUGAUACAAUGGAUGCUCUUCUUGGAGGCAUCUAAAGCUGCAGAAUAUCUGGGUGAAAGCAAAACAAUGUUAAAAUAAGCCUGACACUCCAUCAUAAAUCAGAACAAGCCAGAAACAUAUGUGUGUAAAGUGAAGGUACUCCUCACAAGACAUAUGAUCAGCAGCCUCGAAUAAACAUGACUCAUGUGUUACAAAUGUUUAUGGAAACCAAUGAUUUUGUAGGUGUUUUGAAAAUGGACCAAAAGGCAGAAAGGUGGUUAUUAAUGGUGACAGUGCAUGUAUGUAUUUACUUUAUUUUGAGAUGAAUGUGAAGAGGCUUUGGCGUGUAGUUCUGCUCUCAACUUGCAGGACUGGUUAAUAAAGCCUGUUAUCACGUGA
Micropterus salmoides (largemouth bass) is the source of this 2792-nucleotide messenger RNA. RefSeq names its product carnitine O-acetyltransferase b (gene cratb). The record is from RefSeq and is a predicted model, not a curated record. Gene Ontology annotation, biological process: carnitine metabolic process, CoA-linked. Gene Ontology annotation, molecular function: carnitine O-acetyltransferase activity. Bases 311 to 2164 code for a protein of 617 amino acids. NCBI's taxonomy places the organism in Eukaryota, Metazoa, Chordata, Actinopteri, Centrarchiformes, Centrarchidae. The transcript is spliced from 15 exons. Gene Ontology annotation, cellular component: peroxisome.